This is a messenger RNA of Lytechinus pictus (painted urchin), 3480 nucleotides long. Its product is annotated as mitochondrial import inner membrane translocase subunit TIM44-like. Gene Ontology annotation, biological process: protein import into mitochondrial matrix. NCBI's taxonomy places the organism in Eukaryota, Metazoa, Echinodermata, Echinoidea, Temnopleuroida, Toxopneustidae. Gene Ontology annotation, cellular component: mitochondrial inner membrane. The coding region runs from base 245 to 1594 and encodes 449 amino acids. The record is from RefSeq and is a predicted model, not a curated record. The transcript has 15 exons. Gene Ontology annotation, molecular function: protein-folding chaperone binding.
AUAUUGACCCAAUUUUGACCCUUAACAUGGUCAUACAUUAGAAAUUUGUCACCAAGUUGAAACUUGUUCCUUGUGACGUCAUCAAUCACAUAAAAGUGAAAAAUCAGACAAAAUUAUCGAAGUAGCCGGUAAAUCAUGACAUGAUUUAUGCUGCCUGCUGACUAUUCCACUUUUCCAUAAAUUCUCUGCAAAAAAUGACGUCAUUUUAGUCCAGGCACAUGAGUCCAUUGCGUCUCUAUCCAACAUGUCUGCGUCCAUGGUAAGAUUGAGCCGCCAGGUUCGCAUUGUUUCAAGAUGUCAGAGGCCACAUCCCUUUCUAACUUCAGUCAAUCAGAAUGGAGACACAUUCAUAAAUGAACAGCUGGAUGUCAGGUUAACUCAGGCAAGAUGUUACUCCCAACAGUCUCAGAGGAAAGGCUUCAUUUCCGGUUUCAUUGAUAACAUCAAACAGGAAAUGAACAAAAACAAAGAGAUGAAGGAUAAUAUCAAGAAGUUCAGAGAGGAGGCAGAGAAACUUGAACAGUCAGAUGCCUUACAGGAAGCAAGAAAGAAAUUUGAAAAUUUAGAGAAGGAGACAGCGCGAGGAUCAGCAGCAGUCAGACAUACUUUUGAUGACAUCAAGGAAAAAGUAUCGAAGGGAGUAGAAGAAGCCCAGAAGCAGGAAUGGGUAAAGAAAGGAAUCGAUGACCUUUCAAAGAGUGCUAAAGGUGCUGCGGAGAGGGUCAGUAAAUCAGGAGAGGAAAUUAGUCAAAGUGCUGCAUUCAAGACUAUUUCACAGAGUGUAAAGGCUGUAAAAGAGGAAAUAGAUGAGAGUACAACAUCCAAGGCAAGGCCUUACAGGGCACCAACUCGGUUACGAAAAAGAACAGAAGGCUUAAAUACAGAAGAUGGAAUGACAAAGACCUUUGAAGCCAAUGAAGAUGCAACUGGUAUGGUUCUACACAAGGAUUCUAAAUGGUAUCAACAAUGGAAGAACUUCAGUGAAAAUAACCAAGUAUUUAAUAAGAUGUUUGACCUCAAAAUGCGUUAUGAUGAAAGUGAUAAUAUUAUGGUUCGUGCUUCAAGAGCUGUUACAGACAGAGUCAGUCAGCUAUUAGGAGGAGUAUUCUCACCCACUGAGAUGUCUGGGGUCCUGACAGAAAUCAUUAAAAUAGAUCCUUCUUUUACCAAGGAAGGCUUUCUUAAAAUGUGUGAGCAUGAAAUUAUACCAAACAUUCUAGAGGCAAUGAUAAGAGGAGAUCUAGAAAUUCUGAAAGACUGGUGUUAUGAAGCUCCGUAUAAUCAGCUCGCUACACCAAUCAAACAAGCCACGGCCAUGGGAUACAAGUUUGAUUCCAAAAUAUUAGAUGUUGACAUGGUAGAGCUCUCUAUGGGUAAGAUGAUGGAGCAAGGGCCUGUAUUAGUGAUAAGCUUUGUAGCUCAACAGAUUAUGGCUGUUAGGAAUGCUAAGGGUGUUGUAGUCGAAGGAGACUUGGAGAAGGUGAUGAGGGUAACAUAUGUCUGGGUUUUAUGUCGAGAUCAGGAGAUCUUGGAUCCUUCAUCAGCGUGGCGCCUUUUAGACAUGUCUGCUCAUUCUGCUGAACAAUGGGUCUAAGCCAUUCUUCUGUACCUCAAAUGCAGUAUUUGCAGUCGAGCCAGAGAACGGGUCCAGAUGCAGCCACCCUCAGAGGAUUUUGUCAAUUUAGUGAGCUACCAGCUCCCAAAACUGAACUUGAUCAUGAUAUAGAGGGUUUCCACAUUACGUCACCAUGGAGAACACAACAAUUUGGAAACCUGUGCAUUAGAUUAUAAAAAUAAUGAUUGAUCACAUUUUAAUGCACAGGUGCUUAUUGCUUGCCCUACGACAUGGCUUGUUGUGGAAUCCUCUACACUGAAUCAAAUAGGAAAGUGAUUUCAUGUAAAUUUCACAUUUCCAUGAGUGAUCUUACAGUGCAUAUGUUAACAUUAUUCAAGAUGAAAAUGACGAUGGUGCCAGUUGCAAAAAUAUUGAGAUUAUCAAAUUUAAAUUGGUAUGAUUAUAUUGACCGCCGAGUGAUACGAAAAUGUGAUUCAGGAGGAGUGUAGCAUUGCCAGAUGAUUGUUCUACCCAAUUCAGCUAGGUUCUGUGAUUGACAGAAUUCUGUUUCGUUUUAGAUGAAAAUCAAUGAACAGAGAGGGCGUCAACACGUGAUUGUGUUGACGAUUGUUGUUUGAGCAAAGUUCCACUUUGCUCAAACUUUCUAACCCCCCCCCCCCGAAUCCUUGUGCCCGAGUUUAGGUGGUUUGCAGGGUUGAUAUUUUUGUUUGUGCAGCAUCAUUUAGCAGAAGAAAGUAUCAACCUCGCAAAUUACGGAGUAUAUUUAUAUGUAAAAUCAUAUUAUCAUACUUAUUUUUAGAUCAUUUUUUUUAAUACAUACAUGAGAAAAUAAAAAGGGCACAAAAUCUCCAAUCUAAAUAAGAGGGGCCUUAAUGAGGCAAAUCAAAAGGGCAUCCUUAUCAGAAAAAUUGCUGAUUGGUCUUUUUCUGAUUGGUCUAUACCCGCUUCUUUACUUUCCAUUUGGUCUCAUCCUACAUGGUCUAAUCUUCCUUAGACCCAGGUUACAUCUGAAAAGUGCUGGCCCGGGCCGGCCCAAGUCUUGUGGCAUCCUUGACGACAAUUAAGGUGGAUUAGCUUCGCGAACGGAUGUGGUUCGUAAAUAUGUACCUGUUUACAUCACAUCAUAUUCAUUUACCCCCACAGGAAUUUAUGUCGAUCCAAUUGUCGGUUUAAAUUCCUGACCCACUUUCAGUUUAAGAGUUUGAAGGCACUGACCCUUAUUUAAAUGUUGAUAAACUCCAGGAUUUGAAAGCGGUCUGCAAAGUGAAGGCUAUUUGUAUCAAUAUUUUGGACAUGGUUAUAUACUAGCUACACUUCAUAGUCCUAACUCUCCUCUUUGUGACUAUCAUGCACACCACUAUUGAUAAAUGGGGGCAAACUACGGCAAGUGGUCCGAGACGCGGUUUGAGUUAGGGUUACAUGGUGGUCUUGGGUAGAUUCGCUGUAAGUUGGCCUGAGGUUGGUUUGAUAUGUUUACAUCUGUUUUCUUUCCUACCUGAGGCCAGGCCCCAUGCCAGCGAUUUUCCAGAUGUAACAAGGGUCCAAGUCUCCUACUAACCAUUGAUGUAAUUACCAUUGAGCCCAUUUAUCAUUUUGCCUAAUUUCCACUCAUUAUUAAAGGGUAUUGGUGACAAGUUGUCAUAAAGGUAGCAUCAUUUAAUUAAAAGCAAGGAUUUCACUUGCUAUCCUGACAACCCUUAUUGUGUAAAGGGAUUGAAAUGAAGACAGAAAAAACUUUAACAUUUUACUUUUUACCUUUCAGUAUUUUACUGUUUUAACAUGAAGACCUGCUUCAGAUUCCAUUGUGGAUGAUAAAGAGAUAAAAUAUUUAAAUAUUCUUAUUGUAAUGCAAGCACCAAAUUAUACUGUUGCAUUAUUAUUAAAUAUAUUGUGAAUUGUACAAU